AUGUGUGCAGCGAACAGGAAGUUAAAGGACGAGAACUUACACGGCGGGAAUUCCGCGAGUUCAAAUCGAGAUUACGGAAUCAAUAGCAUACUAUAUCAGCGAGGUUUAUAUCCUGGUGAUACGUUUAAAAGAGAGAAGAAGUAUGGACUUACACUACUGGUCACCAAUGACUCGAAAUUACAACAGUUUCUGGAGCCUCUUCUGAAGCAAAUAGAAUGUAGCCUGGUGAAUGAUGCAGACAACUAG
This is a messenger RNA of Cooperia oncophora, 246 nucleotides long. Lineage: Eukaryota; Metazoa; Nematoda; Chromadorea; Rhabditida; Trichostrongylidae. The record is from the annotation of a GenBank genome assembly.